GCGACGAAGUCAAAUAUCUCUCUUGAUAUUGGAUCAAACAAGAACACAAACACAACACGCGUGAUGAACAGAUUGGUGGCGAUCUGCCUGUUGGCAGUAUGUAUCGCCUCUCAUUACGUGACUAUUGCUCGUGAGAUCAGCAGGGCGCAUUACGACGAUCUGCAGGUAGCCGCUUCUCAUCACCAUCAUGAAAGCGGCCACGGGGGCGAGCAUCAUUCCGGUCAUCAUCACGAUCAUGGUGGAAAAGGUGAUAAAGGCUACAAGUCGGAGCAUCAUCACGAAAAAGGAGAAAAGGGACACCACGAUAAAGGAGGCCAUUCUGGACAUUAUCACGAGGACGAAGGCCACAAGAAGCAUCAUCAUCAUGACGAUGGCUAUUAUGGCGAACACCACAAGGGUGAGAAAGGAGAGAAGGGUCAUGAAUUCCAUGAGAAAGGGCAUUUCAAGAAGGGCCAUAGCACGAAGGGACAUCACGACGUUCACAAACUCGACGAAUUUAAGAAGGAUAAGGAAUUCUUCGAUGAACAUCAUGAUCAUGGCCAUCACGAAGAACAUGGUGGCCAUCAUCAUGAACAUGGACAUAAGAAAGGUGGCCACUUUAAGAAAGGGCAUCAUGACCAUCAUCAUCACGAAGAUCAUUACGGCAAAAAGGGUCAUCACGAGAAAGGACAUCAUCAUCAUGAUCAUAAGGGUCAUAAAAGUCAUGGUGGACACGAUGAGCAUCAUCAUCAUCAUCAUCAUCAUGGCAAGAAAGGUGGCCAUGAAGACCAUAAACACUGGGGAUUCAAGAAAGGGCAUUAAUA
Molecule: messenger RNA, 803 nt
Organism: Atta colombica
Lineage: Eukaryota; Metazoa; Arthropoda; Insecta; Hymenoptera; Formicidae
Product: histidine-rich glycoprotein-like
Exons: 1
Coding region: 64-801 (245 amino acids)
Source: RefSeq, a predicted model, not a curated record